CUCACAGGCUACCUUUGUAAUUUCACUUUUUUUCUCAUUCAAUAAAUGCAUUGCACGUAUUGUCCUUUGCUGUGAUGAAUCAUCAAAAAUAAAGUCAGUUUCAAUUUUUUUAAAGCCUCCAUUGUUUCCAUUUGGUUUCCAGCAUCUUCCACGAUCUGAGGCCCAGUAUCUACGACAAAAUAUGGAAUAUAGACUUAAUAUUACUGAAAUAACUCCGGAAACAAGAGAGUGGACAUGCAAAGUACAGCUAAUUGAAAAAGCUAGAGCAAGACAAAGUAAAGAUGGGCGAAUACGAUUUCAAGUCAUGAUUGCGCAAGAUGAGACGAUAAUCAAGAACUGAUAAUUAUCAAAUAUGUGUUGAAGGGAGUACUUUGGAAGAUGAAGUUUGUUCGGAAGAAUAAGUUGCAGUUGUUUUGUAUGGAGAUGACAUAGGAAAAUAUGAAAAGAAGUUCACUCCCUUCAACACAAGUUAGACCACCUCUGCCCUAUGGAAUUCCUAUCAAUAGGUUUGAAUGGGUUCUAGAUAGAUUUACUGUUAUUGAACAAGUAAAGGGAGACAAUGUAGAGGAUCCACCAUUGCCUGCUCCAACAAGAUUAAACACAGUAUCUUUAUCGAACCUGGACCAAGAGCCACGUCACAUGGAAUUCGCAUCCCUACAAAUAGACAUACUUGUUGUUGUCGUGAGUUGUGGUGCAAUAAAGAUUGUUGGUAUCCAUGGAAACAAAUGUCGACAAAUCAUUGUCAUGGAUACAAAUAUGCAUCAUUGUAUUUUUACCUUAUGGGAGGAUUUUGCUGAGAUUGAUGGAAGCGACCUAGCUGCACAAAUUGAAGAACAUCCAAUAAUCCUAGCAAAACGAAUUGCACGGUCUUCAUAUGCUGGAACAUCCUUGACAACAAGAUACAAUUCUGUAAUAUUGAUAAAUCCAUCCUAUCCACAGGCUGCAGAAUUGAUGAACUGGGCAAAAGAGAAUGAAGAAAUGUUGAGCACAUAUACCCAAAGAAGUUCUCCAGAAAUAGCUUCAUCGCCAAUUCUUAUAUCACUAAAUGAUGAGGCGAUACCUAUAGGAAAUAUCCAAGCACAACCGGCGAUGCAAUCUUUUCACGUUGAAGGUAAAAUAUCGUUGUUGGAUGAUGAGCAGUUGUUUUACGAGUUGAUGUGUUCAAAAUGCAAGAACUUUGUUAGGACCAAAAUAAUGAAGGCUAUUGACUGUGUAAACUGUGAUCAACAAGCAAUGUUAACACCCAGGUGUCACUUUCAAGUCCAAAUUACAGAUGGAAGUGGAUCGACAAUUGCAACAUUAGUAGGUGAACCUGGAGAGAAUCUUCUUUCAAUGAAAGCUGAACAAAUCUAUGAAGCAAUUAACGUCAAGGAUACUCUCCAAUUGCCAGCAGUAUCAACUUCUACAAAUACUGGAGAAAGCAGUAAGAGAGAACUCGACAAGGUAGCAACAGAAAAAGAACAAAAAAAGAUAAUCAUUGGAAGUACCUCAUCUAGCAAAAGACAACAGACUGAGCGAAGAACUCCAACCAAAAAAACUGCAUCUUCUAACAAAAGGAAGGGUAUCGAACCAGUCACUCCAACUAAGAAGAAGUAAAGCCUUAGGGGAGAAGGGGAGAAGAGAUGGUACUCUUGUAAAUGUGAAGAGAAGUUUAUUAAUUUGAGACCAUAGAUAUGCAACCAGAGAUGAACAUGAAGAGAGAGUAGCAACACAAUUUAGUAAUCUGUGAGAUAAUUUCCUUUCAGUUCAAAGGCAUGGCCAUUUAUAAUCAGGAGGUCCAUAGGCGCUGUCACUAGAUUCGGUAGAACUGUUAAAAUUUCUUGUAUCAUUCAAUACACAGUCAAUAUGGAUGGUAAUUGUCCUUUGCUAUUGACAGACGCAGUGUUGAUUGGUUAUUUAGAAGGUUUAUUGUGUUUGUUAAUUAUACUUAAAGAACUAAGAAGAUCAAGUGUGAAUAUGGAAAAUCAAUUGUAUCAGUACUGAAUUGAGUAUUGUUUGUAGGAAAAUUGUGUCUUCUUGUUCUUACAUUUUACAUCUAUCGAUGGCUAUAUCUGAUGAAAAUAAAGUAUCCACUCUUUUGAUCUCUGCCAUGUUUGUUCUAUUUCACCUAUUUACAUUUGAUGCUUAUUACAUAUCCCUUAUUUCUAU
Messenger RNA from Lycium barbarum (goji berry), 2148 nucleotides. Its product is annotated as replication protein A 70 kDa DNA-binding subunit B-like. Lineage: Eukaryota; Viridiplantae; Streptophyta; Magnoliopsida; Solanales; Solanaceae. The record is from RefSeq and is a predicted model, not a curated record. The transcript has 12 exons. The coding region runs from base 439 to 1596 and encodes 385 amino acids.